AUGGGAGCCUCUGGACUGAGCCCCAAUGACUCGAGUGUCUUGUCUGCACUAUUCGAUCCUGAAUCCUCGCUAUCAAAUACUGUACAGAUCAACAACAGCGGGCUUGGCGACAAGUCACCCGGCAGUCUGAAAAGCCUUUGGGAACAAGAACGACGUGCACUGCAAUCAGUCAACCAGGAACACCCCCAACGAAGUGACAUCGAGCACUCAAUCGCUCAGCUGACUGAAAUCAUCACGAAUGAACCCUCAUAUGCCUCAGCAUGGAACAACAGAGCGCAAGCACGACGAAUGCUUAUCAGAGACGAAGACCUUCCUGGGAACCCAGGCAUCGUGGCCGAGAUCUUCCGAGACCUUGCACAAGCCAUUUCACUCGCGACUCCAGCUGGACCCAGUGCAACACUUUCGAGCUUUGACGCCAAAGUGCUUGCGUCGGCACAUACGCACCGGGGCUAUCUCCUGCUUCUGGCCAGCAAGUCCGACGACAAUCGAAAGAUGCUAACGACGGUACCACAUCUCAAGGCACUAUCAACCGCGGAGCUCGAGGAGGCGGCAAGCCGGGAGCUGGGGAUGGGAGGCCGGUAUGGAAAUGAAACCGCACGGCAGCUUGCGGUGAAGACCAACCCGUACGCAAAGCUGUGUGGAUCGAUAGCGUUGCUGGACAUCCGUGAUCCUAGACAGUCCCUGCUCUCCGCUCCACUGUCCUCGACCUGCACAAAGACGUGCUACAUGAACAAUGAUCGCGGAGCAAAUCCGCCCUAUGACGUUCUCCGCCGAUAA
This is a messenger RNA of Fonsecaea erecta, 777 nucleotides long. RefSeq lists its product as hypothetical. Gene Ontology annotation, biological process: cilium assembly. Lineage: Eukaryota; Fungi; Ascomycota; Eurotiomycetes; Chaetothyriales; Herpotrichiellaceae. The coding region runs from base 1 to 777 and encodes 258 amino acids. The transcript has 2 exons. The record is from RefSeq and is a predicted model, not a curated record.